Messenger RNA from Rhodamnia argentea, 2825 nucleotides. RefSeq names its product phospholipase D alpha 1-like. Gene Ontology annotation, molecular function: D-type glycerophospholipase activity; calcium ion binding. Gene Ontology annotation, cellular component: plasma membrane. The record is from RefSeq and is a predicted model, not a curated record. The coding region runs from base 80 to 2566 and encodes 828 amino acids. The transcript has 6 exons. Lineage: Eukaryota; Viridiplantae; Streptophyta; Magnoliopsida; Myrtales; Myrtaceae. Gene Ontology annotation, biological process: phosphatidylcholine metabolic process; phospholipid catabolic process.
GUUGCAUCUCCUUACAGAGACACCCAAAAGCCAAACGUUUUCCUCCUCCUCCUUCUCUUCGCUCCCCCGCGGAUCGAACAUGUGGAUCACGAGGGAAAGGACGCCGCGUCUGCUUCAUGGAGUGCUCAGCGUGGACAUACUUGAGAUGGAUAGGCUCCGACUGGGAUGUGGAUACAAUCUUUGGGGGCAGACCGUGAUCGGCCAGAGUUUCACGAGAAGACUCCUAUCCGAGGUCAAGAGGGUGAUCUUGUGCCGUCCCGAGACCGUGGGAUCUUACCUCUAUGCGUGUGUGGAUUUGGACCGGGGGAGGGUCGCGCGGACGGGGACGAUCGGGAACGAGGAUUCGAACCCGUGCUGGGACGAGACCUUCCACAUCUACUGUGCUCACUGGAUCACCCACAUCAUAUUCACCGUCAAAGAUGACAAUCCCGUUGGAGCAACCUUAAUUGGGAGGGCCUAUGUUCCGGCCGAGGAUCUCAUGAAGGGCUUUAUAGUGGAAAGGUGGGUUCCGCUCGAGGAUGAAGACCACAACCCGAUCUACGGAGGGCCGCGGAUUCAUGUCAGGCUGCAAUUCUCGAGGGCCGCCCAGGACAGUCACUGGUCACGUGGGAUCGUUAGCCAGAACUUCGAAGGUGUUCCGCGCACCUUCUUCAACCAGAGGCGACAUUGCAGGGUCACUCUAUAUCAAGAUGCUCAUGUUUCGGACCAUUUCAGCCCUCGCAUCCCGCUCUCUCACGGGCAGUAUGAGCCCCGCCGGUGCUGGGAGGACAUCUUUGACGCCAUCAACAAUGCGAAGCACUUGAUUUAUAUAGCGGGAUGGUCGGUCUACCCGAACAUUGCCCUGAUAAGGGACCCGCGCGGGCCCAGGGAAGGGACCGGUGUUUCGUUAGGUGAGCUGCUGAAGAACAAGGCCAACGAGGAGGGCAUGACAGUCCUGAUGCUUGUCUGGGACGAUCGCACGUCGGUCCCAGAUUUGAAACGGGACGGGCUGAUGGCGACGCACGACCAGGACACGGAGCAGUACUUUCGGAACACGAGAGUGCAUUGCGUCCUGUGCCCUCGGGAUCCCGAAGAGGGCGGGACUAGCAUAAUUCAGGGCCUGGAGGUGUCGGCGCUGUUCACUCAUCACCAGAAGACCGUGGUGGUCGAUGCUGAGAUUCCUGAGGGAGGAUCGCAGAAGAGGAGGAUCGUGAGCUUCAUCGGAGGCAUCGAUCUGUGCGACGGCCGGUACGACACGCAGGACCACCCGCUGUUCAGGACUCUGAAUUCCGACAUCCACAGGAAUGAUUUCCAUCAACCGAAUUUCCAAGGCGCUUCGGUCAAGAAAGGCGGCCCGAGGGAGCCGUGGCACGACGUCCAUUGCCGUCUCGAAGGCCCCGUCGCGUGGGACGUCCUCUAUAACUUCGAGCAGAGGUGGAGGAAGCAAGUGGGGGAGAAACUCCUCAUCCCGAUAAGCAAAAUGGACGAGAUCGUGAUCCACCCGUUGCAAGCCAUGUUAAGUAAUGACACGGACGCAUGGAAUGUCCAAUUGUUCCGGUCCAUUGACGCCAGUUCAGCAGCCAACUUCCCCGAAGAUCCCAAUGCUGCAGUCUCCGUUGGCCUCGUCCGCAUGAGGGGCAACGUCAUUGACCGGAGCAUCCAGGAUGCCUACAUCAAUGCGAUCCGCCGGGCCAAGAACUUCAUCUACAUCGAGAACCAGUACUUCCUGGGCAGCUCCUUCGGGUGGAGGGCCGAGGGCAUCGAAGUUGCGGCCAUCCACGCGCAGCACCUGGUCCCGAAGGAGCUGUCGCUGAAGAUCGUGAGCAAGAUCGAGGCCGGGGAGAGGUUCGCCGUGUACAUCGUGAUCCCGAUGUGGCCCGAGGGCAAACCGGAGAGCAACUCGGUGCAGGCGAUCCUGGAUUGGCAGAGGAGGACGAUGGAGAUGAUGUACACAGACAUUGCCAAUGCCCUCCAGAAGAAGAGGGUUGAUGCCGAUCCUAGAGAUUACUUGGCCUUCUUUUGCCUUGGAAACAGGGAAGCAAGGAGGAGUGAUGAGCUAGUGCCUGAAGAGAAACCAGAGCCAGGUAGUGACUAUCUCAGAGCCCAGGAAGCAAGAAGGUUCAUGAUUUAUGUCCAUGCGAAGAUGAUGAUAGUUGACGACGAGUACAUAAUCGUCGGAUCAGCCAACAUCAAUCAGAGGUCCAUGGACGGCGCCAGAGACACGGAGAUCGCGAUGGGCGCGUUCCAACCGAACCAUCUUGCCACUACUGAGCCGCCUAGGGGCGACAUCUACGGCUUCCGAAUGUCGCUGUGGAAUGAGCACCUCGGCCAUAUCGAGGAAACCUACAAUCAUCCGGAGACUCGGGAGUGCGUGCGGCGUGUGAACGUUCUCGCCCAGCGGAACUGGGACCUGUACGUGGACGACGCGUUCCACGAGGACUUGCCGGCUCACUUGCUUCGUUACCCCAUCGAGGUUGCCAGAAAUGGAGCCGUCACGCCCUUGCCCGGGUUUCAGCAUUUUCCCGACACUAAGGCUCCAAUCUUGGGCGCGAAAUCUGAUUAUCUUCCUUCCUUUCUGACCGCUUGAAAAGAUGAUCAGAUGCAAAAUGGUUUGUUGCAGUGACAAUGCUGUAUUAAACACCAAGAAAUUGACAAUUAACUUAUACUAGUUUGCAAUAUGAAUCUAUGGCUAUCUGUACCAUGUAAAUCACAAAGGACUCAGUUUUAUAAUGUAUAAAGAGUAUGAAUAAAUACAUGGCGAUUCUCGAUACAACAGGUCAAAACAUGAGAACUCAAUCUGAUCCGACACGAAAUUGGUGUCGCGGGAUCUCUCACCUUGAACAUGU